GUGCUUUCAUUUUUUCUGUUGCAGUUCUGUUUGAGAUUUCAAGAAUAUUAAACACUGGCUUGGAUAUGGAGACAUUGUCUAUUUGCGUGCGGCUUUGUGAACAGGGAAUAAAUCCAGAGGCAUUAUCAUCUGUGAUUAAAGAACUGCGUAAAGCUACAGAAGCUCUAAAGGCUGCUGAAAAUAUGACAGGCUGA
Molecule: messenger RNA, 194 nt
Organism: Antrostomus carolinensis (chuck-will's-widow)
Lineage: Eukaryota; Metazoa; Chordata; Aves; Caprimulgiformes; Caprimulgidae
Gene: MZT1
Product: mitotic spindle organizing protein 1
Exons: 2
Biological process (GO): gamma-tubulin complex localization; mitotic spindle assembly; microtubule nucleation by interphase microtubule organizing center
Cellular component (GO): spindle; gamma-tubulin ring complex; interphase microtubule organizing center
Source: RefSeq, a predicted model, not a curated record